Molecule: messenger RNA, 9653 nt
Organism: Armigeres subalbatus
Lineage: Eukaryota; Metazoa; Arthropoda; Insecta; Diptera; Culicidae
Product: protein kinase C-binding protein NELL2-like
Exons: 14
Coding region: 2534-5605 (1023 amino acids)
Molecular function (GO): protein binding; calcium ion binding; heparin binding
Source: RefSeq, a predicted model, not a curated record
UUUCUUCUCGGUUCGAUAUCGAAUUUUACCGUCAGUCGCAAAGCUAAACUCGUCAAGUUCAAACGGGUAUUCUCCGGGAGCUAUUCCGAGUUUCUUGUGGAUGUGAAUUGUUGUGUGUUUUUGCUGAAACAUCAGGAUUUUCUUCAAUAGAGUAGACAGAGACGCGGCUGCAGUAUUGGGGAGAGUUCGAGUGUCAGUUUUGCAAUACGGAAGACUUUUGCGGAAAGUAUGCUGAAAGGAUAAUUGAUAGGGGAUAUGCAGCGCUCUGUGCAAGGGAGCGUGUAGGAAGCGGUGUGAUUAGAACACGUUUUGUGUGAUGCUUAGUUGGAUAGGUGUUUAUAAUUGCGGAAGGAUUUUUCAUUUGGAAGUGUUUGGUUGAACGGAAGAAAAAUCGACAAGGAUUUUUUCGAUGUGAAAAUAUGUCCUGUAUAGGGCAAGGAUUAUGUAAAGCAUCAGUAGAAGCAGAAGCAAUGUGGUAUUGGUUGGACACGGGACGUGCCUCCAGGAAAGUCACACGACCGAGUUUUGCGUAUGGGAAAUUGCGACAUCUGAUUUAAUUGAUUUUUCUCUUCGCAAUCGGCCCAGCUCUCUGGUUGGGAGUUUUUUUUUAUUAGUGCAUAUACAGCUGAGAGGCACCUCGCACCCGAGGGAAUCAGGUUGGGAAAACUGUCCCAAAAGAGGAUUCACGCACUGCAGAGUGAAAACGAGGAUUCGUGUUAUUCGGAUGCGUUGCCAUAGAGUGGUGCCCAGUGCUGUCGCCACGGAUCCAUGCCGAUAACGUCAACGUCCUAGAAAAUACCUUUGCAGUGAACGGCAGCAGUGUUCCAAGCAGUCGGAUAUCGAUGUUGUCAGUGAGAGAGUGCUACUCUGCGGUGGAAAAUGGGUUAAAUGGAUUGACCUAGGCCGCCGUCGUUAGUCUACAUAGUCAACGUAUGUGAGAGAACCUGGCCAGAGGCGUUUGUUCUACAACAGCAGUACAAACGACGAAAGGCUUAAUUCAAUUAAAAUCUAGACACAAGACAGUACAGUGUAAAUGCGACGUGAGGAAAGUGAAAAUUCAAUCCUCGCCGUGAACGAUAGUACCAGAGAGUGCUAAGCCGAGCAGAGAGUGUGUGCAGAAUUUUCCUCGUUUUUUUCCUAAAGCGUUGGGAAGAAAUAGAAGCAGCAUAAUCACAAGAACAUAGCAGUCACAACGACACGGUGGUAGCAGGCGGUGUGUUGAACAGCAGUGUCCACGAACCGCAUCGAAGGAAACUCUAGAGGAAGAGCGCACAGGCCUACUAUACUAAAAAAAAACUAUCGCAGCAGUGAGCCUCCUGAGUAGUCUACGACUACGGCGAGAGUGCGAGAGUCUUCUAUAUCCACUCGCGGAAAAACGACCGGAGUACGAACUAACGAGGAUUUUCCUUGGCCCACUAGAAGAGAGAGGAAAACCCAGUGGCCCCACGAGAGGAAUCACUCACACCGAACGGAACCACCAGGAAGGAAGGAUCGCUUUUCGCCGGUUGCACCCGUCAUUGGUCUGUGCUGUUGGCCAACAUCAUUUAGUAGUUGAUUGCUGCUGAGCCGCGUGUGAACACUUCCCUGAUAGCUUUUAGGAAGCAAGUUGAGCAUUUCGGGAAAUCGUUUGGAAUUAUACCUUCGGGUUUGGUGUUAAACAAUUAGGUAAUCGACUAGCUUUUUGCCGAAGAAGGCAAGUUUUUUUGGAGACGGAAAAACCGAUCAAAAGAAAAGGAAAAGGAAAAUCAAUUUACUUGUGUAGUUGUGUACAAAUUUUCUACAUCCACAUAUAUACACUCUUGUUAUUUCUUUUGGUCGACCCCGUGUUCUGUAGUUGCCGUGUGUACAUAAAAAAGCAAAAGGAGCGUGUAAAAAACAGUACGAAGAAUCUGUUUCAGUACCGCAGUGGGACGUUAAUUACAUAAGAAUAAACUUGAUUUUUGUGUGUUUUUCGGUUUGUUUAAUUAGAACGAGUUUGUCAGUGUACAGUAAUUGUCGAAUAGAUGCUUUCGUUGCCGGUGAAUGACAGUUCAAGCCCAAACAGUAACGCUUCUGAAACUGCGAGUGUUUAACCAGUGCUUAGGUAGCUAAUAUUUGAUGAAAUUCAUUGUUGUUUGUGGAUAUAUCCGAUUUGCGAUUCGCGAAAAAUAGUGCUAGUGGUAGAGAAGAUACUACAAACUGGAAGACACAAUUUUAGUCUUCUCUGAAGUUUUAACAACGAAACGAACAAAUAAUUGUGCUUAACGUGGUUGAAGCUUUUACACGCUGUAAAGCAGUAUAUAUUUAGCCGUGUUUCGUGUGCCGUGAAAAACCCAAUCAUAAUCCCCGUUAAUAAUAAAUAGACAAUCGACGAAUUCGUUUUUUUCUGAGUUGGACCACGCGUUCGACCGAAAAAAAAAGUGUCGGCGGGUCAGCGAGAGGACAUCCACUGCCCUGCCCUGGCGCGGUUGAACUGUGAUGGUGCUCUACGUGAAGGAUUUCUAUCGUAAGGAGCCCGACCGGCUGAGGCAGCCGCGACUCGUGUAGCUCUGCCAUGAACAAGCAUCUCUGGAAUAGCGAUACAUCCUGGGGAUGUGUCCAGGCGUUGCUGGCGCUGAUCCUGACCAUCCUGCUGUUGCCCGGUCCAGGUGGCGCAUUGGACCCUGGCAUCGACCUUCUCGACGCGCUAAGUUUACACACAAAUUUAUCCCAAUUUCAAGGGGUUACAGUCACACAAGAGUAUCAACAUCAAAGGGUAUUUCAUUUGUCAGGUGGCGAUCGAAAUCUUGUCCUUCCGACAUCGGUUUUUCACCGGGCCGUGGACCAGAUGAAGCGGACGUCAGAUUUUACGUUUGCCGUCGUCCUGAAGCAGGAGCAAGCUAACUCUGGGACCAUCGUUUCCUUUUCAAACGGAAACAAUAGGUAUUUAGAAUUACAAUCAAGUGGAAGACGUGACGAAAUACGUUUUCAUUACACACACAUAACAGCAGCGGGCGCGACGCAGACAUACACCGAGUCCUUUCCGUAUCGGCUCGCUGACGACGCCGAGCACAAGGUGGCGCUAACGGUCAGCGGCACCGAGGUGCAGCUGUACAUCGACUGCCAUCCACUGUAUAAACGAGUGACACAUUUUUUACCAGAUAGAAAUUUUAGUGCUUCCAAUAUGCAAUUAUUCGUCGGACAAAGAAACUCAAAUAGUCAUUAUUUAUUUAAGGGUGAUUUAAAAGAUUUACGUAUUAUCACCGGCCCGUACGGUUAUUUAUCACAAUGUGAACUAAUGGAUGCACAAUGCCCCACCUGCGGGCAGUACUUAGAGUUAGAAAAUGCUUUACUAGAUUUAAAAGAAAUGAUUACGCAUUUAACAAGAAGGCUAGUGGAUGCAGAGAAGCGCGUUUCGAGUAUAGAGGAAUGUGAUUGUAAAAAAUCAUGCCUAAUUAAUGGUACAAGUAAAAACGAUGGUGAUAUAUGGGAUAUAGGUUGCAGUCAGUGUAAAUGUGAGCGAGGUAAAGUCACGUGUGGUCCAAGACCAUGUCCAGAGGUUAAGUGUAAACAUCCAGUAUUAGAGGAGGGUGAAUGUUGUCAUAAGUGUUUAAAAAGUUGUUACAUUAAUAAGAGAGACUAUGAACACGGCGAGAAGCAGAUCCUAGGCUGUAGAAACUGCGCGUGCAUAAACGGCAAUAUGAUGUGUGAUAUGCUGCAGUGUCCGGAGCUGAAGUGCCCCCCGGAGCAGCAAAUGUCGGUGACGGACGAGUGCUGUAAAUUUUGUCAAGGAGUGGACUAUUGCUCAAAGGGUCACGCAUGUCAUACUAACGCUACGUGUCUUAAUCUUAACACCAAGUACACGUGUACCUGUCGCUCGGGCUUCCACGGAGAUGGGUAUGAUUGCUCUGACAUCGACGAGUGUGCUCAGCAAGGUGGUCUCAAUGGUAAUCACUGCCAUCUGAACACGCGCUGCGUCAACACGUUCGGUUCGUACGUGUGCGAGUGUCUGCCCGGCUACCGGCAGCUGGACAAGUUCAACUGCAUCGAGGUGGACGAGUGCAAGUCCGGGGAGCACAGCUGUCACCAGCAUGCGGACUGCAUCAACACGGCCGGCUCGUACCACUGCCGGUGCAAGGCCGGGUACGAGGGCAACGGGUACGACUGUAAACCGGUGUGCAAUCAAACUUGUCUGAAUGGGGGCGAAUGCCGGGCGCCCGGAGUGUGUACGUGCCGGGCCGGCUACGUGGGGGAGUCCUGCGAGAAGGAUCUGGAUGAGUGUGCGACCGGGGUGCACCGGUGUAAGGAAACAACGAACUGUGUUAACAUGCCAGGAUGGUACUUUUGCAAAUGUAAGCCUGGAUUUGAAACCAAAGGAAAAGAUUGUGUAGAUAUAGAUGAGUGCUAUCUGAACACGCACAGCUGUCACAUGACGGCCCGGUGCGUGAACACGCAGGGACAUUUCGAGUGUGUGUGCCCGCCGGCCGAGGCACGGUCAACGAGCGGGGCGGCGCUGACGGCCCUAUCCAGUCUCGGUGCAUCCCGCGAGUGUAGGUUAAGUUGUGUGUUCGAGGACAGUGAGAUUCCGGACGGGGGACAGAUCUCGCCCCGGAAUCAACCCUGUAAGGUGUGCACCUGCUCCAAGGGGGUCAUCAGCUGCGUGGAACCACCAUGCAACUGUUCGACCUGGCGGAGGGGCAGCGGGCGCGACCUGUGCUGUCCGCAGUGCGAUCCCAAAGAGUCCUGUCAGCACCAGGAGCUGAAGCAUGUGACGUUCCGCAGUGGAGAGCAAUGGAUUUACCAGUGUCAGACGUGCGAAUGUCUGUACGGUGAAUUCGACUGCUGGAAGCUGGAGUGUCCACCGCUGACUUGUGAUAAUCCUCUCCCGAUGGGAGCGGGCGACUGCUGCCCACGAUGUCCGGACGAUAUGUGUGGGUUGGACAACACAACCGCGGCCAACGGUAACACUGGUGGCUCCGGGAACUCGUGCCUGUACGACCAACACAUCUACGCCUCUGGGCAGACGUUUAAGUACUCGUCCAGGGAAUGUGCCACCUGUUCCUGCAAGGUCCCCUACUGUGCCCAACUGGUGAGCAAUUCCGCGUGUUGUGUGCAUCGGACGGUAAGAUCACCUGCCGUUACGAUGAUCAUUGUGAUGACGAUGAACUACGAACGGCUGAAGGGGCUCCUGCAAAUGAUAGUGUUAAGGGUAGUAUUUCUAAUAAUAAAUCAUCGCAAACAACGACCCCAAAGACAUCACCACAACAAACAGCAGACUACGGCAGUAGUCUCGCAACAACGACAGCCACGACGAACCCACCGCCAGCAUCACCAGCACCAUCAUCAUCAGCCACGGCCGCUCCAGAUCAACCAGCUGCAUCGUCUUCAUCUGCCGCAUCAUCUCCAGCAAUACCAAAGCCAAGUUCCACCCGCUCGACGCAGCAACAGCAGCAGGAGGCACAACACCAACCGAAGCCACGAGCUCGAAGUCCAUCAACUGCUGCGAAGAAGCUACUCAAACGAUCGCUACCAUCUGAUGUGGCCACUUAUCCUGAGACCACACCGUUUGCAACACCUCUCCGAAGGUAUAUUGGUAACUAAGUUCAUCAAGUCAAGUAACGAACUGGUCAGCCCAACAAUCAUCUGAUUGUGGUCUGUUUCAUAACUUCUUCACAUCCCGAACACAUUUGCUCCAUUCACUCAUUUCCAUCAACGAAAAACUCAUAGAAGACACAGUACUGUUCAUGAUUAAAGGAUCCCAGUUAUCAGUCACAUAACUUACUCCAUGAUGUUCAAGUGGGCACCUAUUUUACCUAUUGAGUGUACGAUUGUUUUGUAAUUUGAACUAGCGAUUGAAAAAGUUUAUCAAACACCAACGAAUCACAUUCAUAGAAAGGCAUGUUUUAAUAGACAGCAGAAUCAAAUGCAGUUAGAAACUUUGAAAUUUAAUUACAUUUUGUAACUUGAAAUUUAAAAAAAAAAAUAUGGCUAUGACAGUAACAACGAAUUGCCCAAAACGACACAACCAGUACUUUACCAAAUUCCAAAAUCUACCGUCAGCGACAUUUCUCUCUACAUUUAUUCUACAGUUCUUACUCUAUCUUUAUGUCUUUUCUAUCGAAAACAAAAGCUCCGCAAGAAAAACUAAAAAAGCAAAAGUUUAACGAUAAACAAAACACGAAAAUGUAACCAAGCGCAUCAAAGAAAGAGGUCGGUAAGUAUGUAGCGAAACAAAACACAGACGUUGAGAAACUGACAAACAAAAGAAACAACACAAACAACGCUUAGAAGGUUAACUACUAAUGUUCACUAGAAGAAAUGGAACCCAAAUCAAAAACUACCAGUUUAAAAAAGGCUCGAAUCAUUGUUAGCUAUUAGAGAGAGAGAAGGAGAACAUGAGAAGUUCGUUUUUGUUGAAAUCGCAGCUCUCCAAACGAGGAUGUGGUCGAAGGAAAUUUGCUCGAACGCGUUACCAUCAGGUGCAGUGCAAUCCCUUCCAUUUUUAUUCAUAUGAUAAUCGUUGAGAAAUUGUUGUGAGGUGAAUUAUUUAUUCUUUGCGAUUUUCUGAAAACGAACUGAUGAAAUGGGUCGUUUUUCAAUUUUUUCAAGAUAAAUUUGUGACCGUGAGGCGAAAACUGGGACUGUUCCUUUUCUGAUUUUGACCACACUACACAUUCAGAUCAAUCAUGUCCCAUUACACCCUAACCAGUGGAUGGCAGAUUUUAAUACAGUACUGCAUAAAAACCUUUCAGAUUUUGGAAGAUUUUAAUACAACCAUUGUAUUGAAAUCUUACAAUUCUGUAUUAUUUUAAUACAGUAUCUGUAUAAGAAGCUUACAUUUUUGUAUUAAAACCUUGCAGAAUUGUAUAUGACACGGUUUUAUCCAAUAAUUGUAAGAUAUGUUUUUUGGGUGUACGAAUACUACACAACAGGCUUCAUGGCACAAAUUUUUUAAAGUUUUAUCCAUGGUUUUAACCAUUUGGUUAUUUAUCUUCCUUGGUAAGUGCACUCUUCGUAUAAUCGUCAAAUAUUCGCCAAGUUCAGCUGAUAUUUAUCAGACUGAGCAGUAGAAUGGAGUCACGAAUUCAAGAUGUACCAAAUGUUUCGUUUCAUGUACUUUUAUGUCAUGAUGUAGUGAUCGCGAGACACUAUUCCAAUACCCAUUUAUUAAUUUAGAAUGAUCUAACACCGUUAAUUAUCUUCUAUCUGAAUUUUGACCCCCAUUACAUUCUACUUUGGCAGAAAUUUUGAAUUUCCGUACAAGCUACCCGUCAAUAAUGUCCCAUUAAAAAUAUUUCAUUCCACAACCUCUUCUGCAUUAGUAAAUCAGAACUCCUCAAGAAAGGCAAUCGCAUAUAUCAAGGAUUCUGUUCACAAAAUUUAAAAAAAUGAAAACUCGAUUGAAAAAUAUCCCAUGGUUGAAAACUUCCUUGAGCAUAAAUUAUUCGCCAACAAAACGCAAUCGAAGCAAUUUCCUUCUACCAAACCACUAACCCAUAAGUAUACAUUCCUAAACUCAGAAAAAAAUGAUCACAUAAUUUUGCUGGCGUUAAGUAUUAAAGGAAAGGCAACUUUGCAGUGUAAGAGGCAGAACGCAAACAAAUAUGUCGAAUGCAGUAUGUUUAAGAAAUACAAACACAUGUAAAUAAUAGUUGAAUAGUGUGUAAAAAGCCCUAACUAAUAAACCAACGCAAAAAAAUGGCGCAUAAUCGUUUCCCUGAGGUUAUAUUAUUUAUUACUACGUGCGUGAAGUUUCCAUCGAAACAGCAUCACGACUUAAGAAUACUUUUGAUUUUCCUAUCAAUAGUCGGUGCUGACUAUUAUACCACACCCAAUAUCGAAACUCCUAAUCCAAGUAUUGAGCCGUACCGAACACAGCGAAAAUUCUGCAAUCGAAGGUAAAACGCCUAACUGUUCUACUACUAUGGUUCGAUCGAUUGUCACAAUUCUAGUCAAUUUCAGUUAAUUGUUAAGUGUAACUUAUUUAUUACCAAGUCUUAUUUUCGGUACCAAAACGAUUUAUUCUCCUCAUUUACAUUAAAUCCGUUAUAAUAAUAAAAGGAAACUGAACAAAAAUGAACAGCAUGAAACAAUCAAACACAUUCGUUAGGAAAGUAAAGAGACGGUAUUUAACCUACUGUAAGAAAGUGCAUUUUUAUUUGUAGGGAUGAUCUAUUAGCGUUAUAAAAUAGAAGAAAUAUCUAACUGUAAACAAUCAGAACACAGAACGAAAACCAAAAUACAUCAACGACAUUUUGGAGACUUGAACGUGGCUUCGAAACAGAAAACAUACGAGCAUUGAACGAAAAACAAAACACUGUUAAACACAGAACAACCAAAACCAUUUAUAGUUAUAGAUCAUUUAGUUUUCCAACAAAAAAAAAACAAAGGAAAAUCGAACAAGAAAAUAGUAGUUCCUUCUGCCCAAUGUACCACAUUGCAAGUGUUGUAAAUUUGAUACAAUAUAAGCUGGAAGUUUUACGACUGAAUAGACCCUGAACCAGUUGCGAAUGAGAGCGAAAACAGAACGAAGAUAUUGAAAAAGGGGAAAGAUAUGUUUGUGUGCGCAUUAUGGUAAAAAAAAUCAGCAUGUUAAAUAUGUAAGUAGGAAUCUAAAUCAACUCAAGUAAACAAUAGUUUAAUUUGCUGGCGCUCGUCAACCACAAACAAUAACAAACCAAUGUAACUGCAAGAAAGAAUUAAACCUAGAGGAAACCAUCGCAAUUAACUACCGAGUUUACAUGUAGAAGUUUGUUUGUGUUCAAUCAGUGUGACAGCCGCGGUUUUUUGUCACGCCUCUCGAUCUGACAGUUUGUGUUUUUGGUGUGCGUGUAAAUAGUGUCGCAAGCAGUAUAUAGUAUACAAAUAUAUAUAUGGUAAAUGUUCAGCGCUAAUGUUUUAUUUUUUUGCCAAGCAAAAAUCAGCUUCGACUAACAAAACAAUGGGGGCGCAUUGUAUUCGAAGACGGAAGCAAAACCGAAGAACUCCUACCACACAAGUACACGUGAAGGACGUUCAGGAUUGCGACAACUACACAACAAUGAACAACAAAAUGCUCUCUAUUUAUAGACGGUGUAUUCGAUAAUACUCUCCUAAGUUUUUGGCCUUUUGAUGAAUGCAAUGGAACCUAAUGCGGAGCGAUAUAAAUAGCGCUGUAUUUAGCGUCAAAUUAAAUAUAACGACAAAAAUGUAAUAAGGGAAAUAAUACAAUAAAAUUAAACUCUAAAUUGAUCUAAACAAAAUGUAUGGUAGGACAAAAAUAAAUUAUUAACUGUCAUGUAACUAUCACUAGUUAAGUUUCUAAUCCUAGCGAGUAUAAAUAAAUUCCUGUAAAUACUAGUUAAUAAUAAAAAUAAUAAAUUGAGAAAAACAAAAGGUAGAAUCUAUGGUGAUGAAAAAAAUUAGGGAGAUGAAGACAAUGAAAUGAAACCAACUGGAAAACAAAAGAAAUUCUCUCGUUUAGAUAAGCACAGAGAGUGAGAAACCGUAACCGAUUGAAAUUAAUACACGGCAUAAGGCAGACAAACAGGAAACGGGGAAUUCAAACAUAGAAAACGAGAAACAAUUAUGAACAAAAUAACAGUGUAUAGUGUUUAGAAAAUUGUAAUUUUAUUUGGUCUUUAUAUUUAUAUUAAAUAUAUAUUUUAACAAUUUCUUUUAAUAAAAACAAGCCAAUUAAAUGAACAAUUAUCCAA